Molecule: messenger RNA, 2212 nt
Organism: Elephantulus edwardii (Cape elephant shrew)
Lineage: Eukaryota; Metazoa; Chordata; Mammalia; Macroscelidea; Macroscelididae
Product: heparan-sulfate 6-O-sulfotransferase 2-like
Exons: 5
Coding region: 1-1953 (650 amino acids)
Cellular component (GO): membrane
Molecular function (GO): heparan sulfate 6-sulfotransferase activity
Source: RefSeq, a predicted model, not a curated record
AUGGCACUGCCUGCGUGUGCAGCCCCGGCGCUCGGGCCGCCGCUGCAACCGGAGAGAGGAGCGCCCGCCCGCACCACCUGUCCCCGCCGGCAUUCCAGAGUGGAGGCCGAGUUGGCAGCGAGCCGGCCGGGCUCCGCUGCCGCCUCAGUCCGCGCGGGCCCUCCUAGGGGUGUGUCUCUCGCCUUCAACUCCCAGCCGCUCCCGGACAAGCCCCGAAAGGCGUCUUCCUCCCAGGCGGGAGCUGCGCGCGCUCCGCUCUUCGCGCUGCUGCCCCGAGGCCGCCGCAGGCGGAUGCACGACUUCAGGCGACGCUGGGACCUGGGCUACCUCUGCCGGGCCCUGCUCACUCGGGGCCUGGCCGCCCUGGGCCACUCGCUCAAGCACGUGCUCGGUGCGAUCUUCUCCAAGAUCUUCGGCCCCCUGGCCAGCGUCGGGAACAUGGAUGAGAAAUCCAACAAGCUGCUGCUGGCUUUGGUGAUGCUCUUCCUCUUUGCGGUGAUCGUCCUCCAGUACGUGUGCCCCGGCACAGAAUGCCAGCUCCUCCGCCUGCAGCCGUUCAGCUCCCCGGUGCCGGACCCGUACCGCUCGGAGGAUGAGAGCUCUGCCAGGUUCGUGCCCCGCUACAAUUUCAGCCGCGGCGACCUCCUGCGCAAGGUAGACUUCGACAUCAAGGGCGAUGACCUGAUCGUGUUCCUGCACAUCCAGAAGACCGGGGGCACCACUUUCGGGCGCCACCUGGUGCGCAACAUCCAGCUGGAGCAGCCGUGCGAGUGCCGCGUGGGUCAGAAGAAAUGCACUUGCCACCGGCCGGGCAAGAGGGAGACUUGGCUCUUCUCCAGGUUCUCCACGGGCUGGAGCUGCGGGCUGCAUGCUGACUGGACGGAGCUCACUAGCUGCGUGCCCGCUGUGGUGGACGGAAAGCGCGAUGCCAAGCUGAGACCGGCCAGGUGGAGGAUUUUUCAGAUUCUAGAUGCAGUGCGUAAGGAUAGACGGGGUUCUCCAAACGCUAACCCAGGCGUCAACUCUCCAUCAUCCACAAAGGCCCGGAGCACACCUAAGAAUGGGAAGAACUUCCACUAUAUCACCAUCCUGCGAGACCCAGUGUCCCGUUACCUGAGCGAGUGGAGGCAUGUGCAGAGAGGGGCCACGUGGAAGGCCUCCCUGCAUGUCUGCGAUGGAAGGCCCCCAACCUCCGAGGAGCUGCCCAGCUGCUACACCGGUGAUGACUGGUCAGGCUGCCCCCUCAAAGAGUUCAUGGACUGUCCCUAUAACCUAGCCAACAACCGCCAGGUGCGCAUGCUCUCCGACCUGACCCUCGUAGGCUGCUACAACCUCUCCGUCAUGCCCGAAAAGCAAAGAAACAAGGUCCUUCUGGAAAGUGCGAAGACCAAUCUGAAGCACAUGGCGUUCUUUGGCCUCACCGAGUUUCAGCGGAAGACCCAGUAUCUCUUUGAGAAGACCUUUAACAUGAACUUUAUCUCGCCGUUUACCCAAUAUAAUACCACCAGGGCCUCGAGUGUAGAGAUCAAUGAGGAAAUCCAAAAGCGUAUCGAGGGACUGAAUUUUCUAGAUAUGGAGCUGUACAGCUAUGCGAAAGAUCUCUUUCUGCAAAGGUAUCAGUUUAUGAGGCAGAAGGAGCAUCAGGAGGCCAGGCGGAAGCGUCAGGAACAGCGCAAGUUUCUGAAGGGAAGGUUCCUUCAGACCCAUUUCCUGGGGCAGAGUCAGGGUCAGGUUCAAGGUCAGAGUCAGAGCCAGAAUCAGAGUCAGAAUCCCAAUCCCAAUCCCAAUCCUAAUCAGAAUCUGACGCAGAAUGGGAUUCAGAAUCUGACUCAGAGCUCGAGCGUGAAGGAGAACCAGGAAAGGCAGAAGCAGAGCCUGGGCCAUGAGCAGGGUGACAGCAGUGCCAGCAAUGGCACCAGCGACUACAUAGGCAGUGUGGAGAAAUGGCGUUAAAGGCUUCAGAGAGGGUUCUCCACACCCCUCCCAAAACGCCAGUGAGAAUAUGGCAAAUCUUAAAAGAGGAGUUCUGCUUUCUUCAUUUGGGGAAGUUAAAAAAAAAAAGUUAAGAGGUUGCCUUUACAGUUGCCUUUCAAUUAAAUGUUAUACUGUGCGUGGGUAAAAUGAAUCUCAGUAUGUAGUUAAAUUGUCUCUCUCUCUCUUUUUUUUUUGUUUGUUUGGGGGACUAUUUAUGAAAUCCAAAAGCCAAUCCAGA